Messenger RNA from Phalaenopsis equestris, 2054 nucleotides. Its product is annotated as pentatricopeptide repeat-containing protein At4g26680, mitochondrial. Gene Ontology annotation, molecular function: protein binding. The record is from RefSeq and is a predicted model, not a curated record. The coding region runs from base 262 to 1836 and encodes 524 amino acids. The transcript has a single exon. Lineage: Eukaryota; Viridiplantae; Streptophyta; Magnoliopsida; Asparagales; Orchidaceae.
AUACACGGCACCAAUUCGUCCUUCUGCUGCAAGCUCGCAGCCAUGGCGACCGCAAGUUGUUCCUCGGCGUCGCUCCUCCACUAGCAUCUUAAUUCUCACCACCGCUGAUCUCGGCGGGGUAGAGAGAGAGAGAGAAAGAGAGAGAGAGGGAUCUCUUGCAGGUUCAACAAGCUUUAAUUUGACUUGCUAAUAUUUACCAGCAUUCUUUCAAUCGCCAAGUUCUCAAUAAUCCUACUAUGAGCCCUAGCUAUCUAAUCCUUCAUGAAAAAUCUCCGAUUUCGCAGGUUCAGCGCUCAGGUAGACUCCAUUAAUAAACAAAUUGAUUCUAAAGUAAGAGUCCACUCUCGCAUAUUUCCAGUUCCUCACCGCUCCAUCCCCGAUUUGCGGGGACAUGAUCUUGACUUUGUUAGCAUUAUUCACAGUCAUUUGAUUCAUGGAGACUGGUCCAAGCUUAUUUCCUUUGCUCAUGGUCUUAAUCCCUUCAGAAUCAAGCGCAUCCUUCUCAAAAUCCAGAAAGACCCCGUCCUCUCCCUUGAAUUUUAUGAUUGGGCCUUUAUCCACAACCCUAAUUCUCAAACCCUUGAGACCCAUGCCAUCAUCCUCCACAUACUCGCCAAAUUUCGUAGAUUUAGAGCUGCUGAAUCUAUUUUCAGGAAAACUAUUCUGUCAAAAAUCUCAACUUUGGAGCUUUUUGAUGCCCUAAUCCAUUCCUACCGCCUUUGUGAUUCCUCACCCAAUGUAUUUGAUUCUCUUUUCAAAACAUGUGCACACUUGAAGAAGUUUAGGAGUGCCACAGAGACAUUUUUUUUUAUGAGAGAUUAUGGCUUCCUCCCGACCGUCCGAUCAUGCAAUGCUUUUAUGAGCUCUUUGAUUGAUCAUGGACGGCACGACAUUGUUCAGUCCUUCUAUAGGGAGAUGAGAAGGUGUCGGAUUUCUCCAAAUUUGUAUACCUUAAACAUGUUCCUGGUUGCUCUUUGCAGUUCUGGUAGAUUAGAGAAGGCUUUGGAUGUUUUUGCGAAAAUGGAGUUAAUGGGUUUUAGCCCCUCUGUCCCUUCCUUCAACACAUUGAUUACUGCAUAUUGUAAGAGAGGGCUCAUGAGCUCUGCCAUGAAGUUGAAGAAUGAGAUGCAAACUAAGGGUUUGGAUCCAAAUGUAAUUACAUAUAAUUCGAUCAUUUAUGGGUUCUGCAAGGAAGGAAAAUUGCACGAAGCUAAUAAGAUUUUGAGCGAGAUGAAAGUCAACGGUGCCAGUCCUAAUACCGUGACCUACAAUACUCUUAUCAAUGGUUAUGGUCAAAUUCAUAAUGGAGAUAUGGGUUUAAGAAUUUAUGAGGAGAUGAUCCUGAAUGGUGUCAAGCCUGACAUUCUUACAUAUAAUGCAGUGAUUUUAGGUUUCUGCAAUGAAGGUAAGACGAAGAAAGCUUCGUACUUAGUUAAAGAGAUGGAUCGAGAAAAUGUUGCACCAAAUGCAUCAACUUUUGCUGCACUUAUAAGCGGCCAUUGCAAGAGGCAGAAUUCUGAGAGGGCUUUUGAGAUUUACAGUGCCAUGAAGAAGAGUGGAUAUCAUCCUAAUUAUGAAACAUUUAAGCUUAUGAUUAGCACUUUUUGUAAGAACAAAGAUUUUGAUGGAGCACUUACUAUGUUGAGGGAAAUGUUGGAGGCAUGGAUCAACCCGGAUGAUAAUUUGUUGACCGAGCUUUAUGAAGGGCUGCGGAGCUCAGGGAAGACCCAUUUAGCAAGAAGGUUUCUUUCUGAGGCUGAUGUGUUGAGGUUUAAUCCUGAAACCAUUGUUGAUGUUAGUAACUGCUCAAUUCAGCUAAAAGGUGCAAAAUUGUAAUGUUGGAACUGUUCUGUAAUUUUUUAUAAGGAUGGAAUAUGAUUCGUUAUUCUGAUUAUAUUGUUUAAGGGAUCACAACUACUAAAUAGAAAUGUUUGUAUGUGGCGCUUGGAUCCCAAACUCUUCAAUUACAUUCCAAUGACAUGUGGAUCUCUAGAAAACUGAGUUCACUUAGGAAGAUUUACAUACAUACCUCUCAAUUCGUAUGUAUUUACAUA